This is a messenger RNA of Scophthalmus maximus (turbot), 3551 nucleotides long. RefSeq names its product LIM domain transcription factor LMO4.1. The record is from RefSeq and is a predicted model, not a curated record. Lineage: Eukaryota; Metazoa; Chordata; Actinopteri; Pleuronectiformes; Scophthalmidae. Bases 463 to 969 code for a protein of 168 amino acids. The transcript is spliced from 6 exons.
UAAUACAUGUGAGGAACACUUUCACCCUACCGGUGAUGAAUUUAUAGCGACUAUAUGGUGGACGGUACCACCAUCGUGACCCCAGCGGUGACCCAGGAGCCACGCCCCCUUCACGCCGUCAGAUGACGUCACGGGUCCUGUCCCCUGUGGGACGGCGCGCUGCAGAGGGGACAGACGCCGCACCAGGACCGGGACGCGCGUGGAUCACAACAGCUGGAAAGUUUGCGGCUCCUUUUUUUGUGCAACAUCUGGCUCUUUGACGACCUCCAGGUUCACAGCAGUAAGGCAGCAAUGUUUCAGGUGGGCAAGAGGAGUGAGACUCCGAGAGGGCGAGGACCAGUGCACACUUGCAGAAGCAUCGACAUUGAAUGGAAGGAGGAUUUAACAGUUGAAAAGAGAGUUCAGAUCCUGCCGGCUCUCUCCCCCACACACCGCCUGAAGUCCCAUUUUCACUGAGUUGAUAUGGUGAACAGCAGAGUGGAGGCGCCUGCAGUGGCAGUGAUGGGCAGUGGCGGGGGUACGCCAGGCAGGUCAUGCGCAGGAUGUGGAAGUGGAAUCGUAGACCGCUUCCUGCUCUUCUCCAUGGAGCGGUACUGGCACACGCGCUGCCUCAAGUGCUCAUGCUGCCACGCUCAGCUGGGCGAGUACAGCAGCACCUGCUACAGCAAAGGAGGCAUGAUCCUCUGUAAGAACGACUACAUCAGGCUGUUUGGACACAGUGGUGCCUGUGGUGCUUGUGGACAGUCUAUACCUGCCAGUGAGAUGGUAAUGCGAGCUCAAGGCAACGUCUACCACCUUAAAUGUUUUACCUGUGCGACCUGUAGAAACCGCCUGGUCCCGGGUGAUCGUUUUCACUACAUCAAUGGGACGAUCUUCUGUGAACAUGACCGGCCAGGAGGAGGUCUGCACAGCGGACACCCAACUCCACUGCAAGCCAACACUAUGAUGUCUGAUCAGAAGGUGUGCUGAGGAGGAGGAUCGAAAAGAAACGAGUGUGUGCCUUGUCCUCCACCUUCCUCCCCUGUCCUCCCUCCUUCUCACUGUGAAUUCUGCCAUUGGCGACCUCCCUCCAUUCUGAUGGGGGGAUUAUCUAACUCCACAGUCUUGAUACAUAAUGGUUUUGGUUUCAACUGUCUAACAGCACCUGACUUGUCUCAGUAGACUAAGUCUUGUGCACCAUUAGAAGAAUGGGGAUUCUGAAGAUCAUUGGACAUUAUUUAUAUAUUAGGCUGUUUUUUACUGUGAACUGUGACUGGUAAGAACAAACAUGGCUAUGGGGGGGGGGGGGGGGAGACUCCUGUAGGAGGUGAACAAUAUUUCCUCAAAAACACAGAGCACCAUAAGGUCCAUACUGGUGGUUUUUUUCCUGAUUCAUCCAAUUAGCUAAAAUUUGUUUAUAUUGUAAAUUCUCAAAUUGCCUUUAUUUCUGUUAUUAUCUAUUAUUGUGCUGUAUUAGGCUUCAAUACUGCCCCUUCAAUGUCUCUUCCUCAGCUGACCUUUAUUUGUAUGUGCUGGCAUUUGGAACAUGGUCAUUAUUUAAAUACCAACUUCUAUACGAUAAUUUAUAAUACUAAACAUUCCUAUCAAUCAUUUUGCAAAGUGUACCAUCAGAAUUUUAGAUGGAUUUCCAACAUUUGCAGUUAGUUGGCUUUUUCGGGAGAAAAAAUGGUAUGCAGAAGGUAAUUCAUCCCUAUCAAGUAUUUGCUACCUUUCAAUUGAAUUUCAAAUCAUGGCAUGAACUAGCUGGAAAGUACUCUCAAAAAAUGGAAUAUAUGUUGUUGAAAAUGGUUACCAUCAUCACCUGCUGGAUGGAUUACUAUGAUAUUUGGUCCAGACAUUAAUGUUCUCCUCAGGAUGUAUUACAAUAAUUUCGAUUUUUCUGACUUUUUACUGGUGCAGCUAAAUUUUAAAUGUAUCCAAUACUUUGGUAUAUGAUCCGGUCUAAUCUACAAAAUUACAUUCCCCUCAGCCUCAGUUACACAAGUGUUAAUGUCAGUAUUUUUUAGCAAGCAAAUUAAACUACAUAGUGAAUGUGGUCAACAUUACAACGUUGUAUUUCAUUGUUUUAUACUGUAUUUACUCGAAGGCCUGUGAACUCAACAAUUAAGCUUCAUGGAGAAAUUAUUUUACAUUUGUACACAGUAUUACAGUGGAGAUAUACACAGAUUCAGUAGCAAAGCAACUAUGGUACUACAGGGCCAAGAAGACCAAGGUGCCCCCUCCAUGUACAGUAAAUGCCUCUCUGAAUACUUCACCAUAAUGUAUCUUUUGUUUCUUAAGGUGUUGAUGAGAGUUCAUCCUUAAUAUUUUUAGGGUUAUACAAUGUUUAUAAUUGUGUUUAGACAGGUUGUUCUACAAGAGAUUUCGCAGCUGUGAAAUAUAUUGUAUAUUCUAAAUGUUUAUUGCAGUACUUAGUAUCAUAGUUUUCCUGCUAAAACAGCUGUUCAUUAGCCUGGGUACCAGAUGAAUUCUGGGAGCUCAUUUCAUUUGCCCUUCCAGACUCGGUCUGGAUCUCCUCCAUUGGGAAGUGAUUUCCCUCCAGCAGAAAACUUGCCAGUCCAAUCACAACCGAUUAUCUGAUAGCUGGCGGGGUUUAUACCGUGCCAUGGAGAGAAGCGACUUUUGUAAACAUCCAAGAUGUCAGCUGCUGAUGAACGAGCAUUUGACUAUGAGUAUCUGAUAUCUUCAUAUUUCUCCCACAAAAACGACAACACUGGUUCACAGACAUUGUGGACUCUUCAUCCCAUCAUCUCUUCUCUGCUCUUGUCUGUUGACAUUUUCACGUUGCAUGACUCGUUGCUGUCACUGGUUGUAGGUCUAUCCAACUGUGUCUGAAAGCAUUUUGGUCUGUGUCCGUUGGUAACCCCUACAAAAUCGAAAUUGAACCGAGAGGUUCCAGACUAAUAUGCAUUUGAGUAUUAGUUUGGCUACGCUAAACAAAAAGGACUGGGGCUGUCUUUACAUUUUCAAAGAUAAAUUCGGAUGAUAUGUUUAAUGUGCUCCAAUAUCCUGUGUUGUGUGCUGCAGUAUAUGAAACAUUUAAUAUGUUGGUAAUGUGUUUUAUUGCUUUAAAUUUGCAUAGAAAAGAAAAUGACCUCUCAGAAGAGCUGUGUCUUCUGUGUGAUAAGGAUGAUUUGGCUACAGUAGGUAUAGAAGAGUUACGGUGCUGCUUCAGACUGAGGAGAAAGUAAGGAGGGCUUUUGGUUCUCAGACAAACAUGGCUGAUUACCCACAGGAAUGGGAUUUCAAAGGCCUGAGCGGAGGCCAUUACAGAAGCAAUUAAACUGGGAUGCGCUGGAGGCCUGCAUGGGCUUGAGCUGUACUCCAGUGUUGCAGCCUAAUGAGGCCUAAUCUGGUGAGGUGGUCUAAUUAAAAGGUACGGAUCUUUUUGUUAUGGGCACCAGGCAAGCAGAAGUUUGUGCUCUCGGUAGUUGACUGAGGGGAAAACGUACGUAAUGGCAGAAUAUGCUUUUUGCAAUUUUCAACCAUAGAAAUUUAGUUUUCUUUCAUUCUUUGUCAGUUCAAAUUAAAACAUAACUUCAUAUUUAUAA